GCUCAUUUACUUUUUCCUUCUUUUACAUAUGUACGUUUUCUCUUUAGAAUUUACAAUUCAUGCUUCUAUCUUCCUCACUCUUUAUUGGUGAAUGCAUAUGUACAUCAAACAAUUGUAACACAACUUUCUCAGUGUGAUGACAAAAAAAACAUUAUUACUGGUAUUCCAUCUUAUUUAAAAUUAACUUAAAUCUAGACCAUCAAGGGAAGCAAGAAUUUAUUGAGCAUUGCUUUGGAAACAUGCGCCCAUCGCGGGCAAUUCUAGUCACGCAUGUAUCACGAAAUCUGGCACAAAUUGCAGAUCAUCGCAUCUACUCUUUCUUCUUAGAAUUAUUAUCUUUACUUAUUUUACCUUCUGCAAUGAAAAAGUGAAUGUGAUAGAUAGGCCUACAAAACAUUAAAGGUGUUGGUUUUUUAUAUUACAGACUUAACAUUUAAAUAAACGAAAAUUAACGAAAUCAAAUCAGAAAAAAAGUCAGAAUCCACGCGACAACGCUCAAAUAAAAAUGCGUAAUAUGUAGUCCAUAAUAUAGAUACUACAUAUUUGCAUGUGACUGCUGCUGCUAAAAAAUCUUAAGAUCUACUAUGAUCAGUUACAUUAGUCCAGCAAUGCAGCUGCCGCGCAAGAUGAGUGCCCACAACGUAAUCGCAAGCAUAAGUCGCACCCUGGGUACACUCCAUGGUGACGAGAAGCCCACAAACGAGGUCAAGUUCGCUGGUGAGGAGAGCAAGGACAAACUAUACGAACCCAAGCACAAGCAAAAGCUCCACUACAUUGCCAAACAGCGGAUUAAUGUCUCUAUUGCCAGCAACGCUGCGAAAAUGGUUUGCCCCGACAUAAGCCUAACCGAGACUGACGAGUCGAAGACAUCAACCGCGAACCGUUUGCACGGUAAAUUCGGAUAUUUGACCGUCUUAUGA
This is a messenger RNA of Ceratosolen solmsi marchali, 920 nucleotides long. RefSeq lists its product as uncharacterized. NCBI's taxonomy places the organism in Eukaryota, Metazoa, Arthropoda, Insecta, Hymenoptera, Agaonidae. The transcript has 3 exons. The coding region runs from base 585 to 920 and encodes 111 amino acids. The record is from RefSeq and is a predicted model, not a curated record.